Messenger RNA from Scophthalmus maximus (turbot), 9754 nucleotides. RefSeq names its product CDC42 binding protein kinase alpha (DMPK-like) b (gene cdc42bpab). The transcript is spliced from 43 exons. The record is from RefSeq and is a predicted model, not a curated record. Gene Ontology annotation, cellular component: cytoskeleton; cytoplasm; actomyosin. Bases 1197 to 6584 code for a protein of 1795 amino acids. Lineage: Eukaryota; Metazoa; Chordata; Actinopteri; Pleuronectiformes; Scophthalmidae. Gene Ontology annotation, molecular function: ATP binding; protein serine/threonine kinase activity. Gene Ontology annotation, biological process: actomyosin structure organization; peptidyl-threonine phosphorylation.
CGACCGACCGACCUGCGGCGGAGGAAGGCAACGACAAGGGGAAUUUUAGGCUGUGUCCCGUAUUUGGAAUAAGCGAGGCUAUAGACUGCAGCGUUCCUCCCUGACGUGAAAAAGAGCUCCUCUGUAACCUUCAACCUUCUUUAAAAAUUAUUUUAUUUGACGGCGAACUAACUACUGGAACUCACCCGUCGUUUCGAACUGUGAAGAAGCCAGAGAGACAUUCAGGUUCUGGACCGGAUAAUGGGAUUUUAAAGAACAUAUCUGGCAGCAUUGACUUGUGAAAACAAGGGGAUAAUUUUUUUUUCCAGUUGGAUAAAAAAAAAAAUUGGAAAUACAGUCGAGAGUUUAGUUGAGCUCCGUUAACGCCGCGCAUAUAUCGUAUGUCAACUCCCGAGGGGGGGAAGAAAAAAAGGGGGCAACGAUGGCAUUCGCGAACGGAGAAAAGUCGCGUUAACGCUAGCUCGCUGGCUAGCUCGGCGGCUAACCUAGCAGGCGGCUAACUAAGCCCGUGUCGCCCUUCCAUUCCUGGAGCAGAGGAGGGGCGCCGGGGCUUUUGUAGCAUUGCAGAUCAGCCUUGCAAUUUUUUUUAUUUAUUUUUUUGGGAAGGGGGGGUGUUUGUGGGUUUGCUGCGGGAAUGGAGAACCCCAGAUAUCUGCCACAGCAACUCGGGGGGAUCUGUUGAGCCCGCGUCGACUCGAUUAUAUCCAAUUCCCCCACAGAAGGAGAAGACGAGAAAGUUCCGGUGGGAUUUCGUCAACAACGACAUCGGCCGGCCCGCGGCAGCCGGGGGUCUCGUACUGUGACCACUGCUGCGUCCCUUCUUCGCAUGCACCCCCGCGGGGACCAGGUAUUAAAGAAUGGGGAAGUGCCGCGCGUCUUGUCCACCUCCUAGAUCCCGGGUCUCGGGGGGGAGGUCAUGAACAGGUCGGUCUUGACGCGGAUUUAGCCCCGGCUCGCCCUCCACUCCCAAAGCCUUGUUAUUAUCUUUUUUCCCCCCUCCUUCUUCUUCUUCUUCUUCUUCCCACCACGGACAUAUUCCAAGGUGAGAAAAACACCAAACUUCUUCCUCCCGGGCCCCUCUGCGCCGACUAACAGGCCGAGGAGGUGAUCGCUAACCCCCUCCCCACUUCUCCUAGCUUCUCCCAUCAUCAUCACCACCACCAUCAUCACUUCGACACCCCCGGCGAGCCGGAACCAUGUCGGGCGAGGUGCGUUUGAAGAAGCUGGAGAAGCUGAUCCUGGACGGGCCGGUGCAGUCCACCGGCCAGUGCCUGAGCGUGGAGACGCUGCUGGACAUCCUGGUGUGCCUGUACGACGAGUGCAACAACUCCCCGCUCAGGAGGGAGAAGAACAUCCUGGAGUUCUUGGACUGGGCCAAACCCUUCACAUCCAAAGUGAAGCAGAUGCGCCUUCACAAAGAGGACUUUGAGAUCCUCAAGGUGAUCGGACGAGGAGCCUUUGGAGAGGUUGCAGUCGUCAAAGUAAGAAACACCGACAAGGUAUUCGCUAUGAAGAUUCUCAACAAGUGGGAGAUGCUGAAGCGAGCUGAGACGGCAUGUUUUCGGGAGGAGCGUGACGUGUUGGUAAACGGAGACUGCCAGUGGAUUACCACCCUGCACUACGCCUUCCAGGAUGACCAUUAUUUGUAUCUGGUCAUGGACUACUACGUGGGCGGUGACCUGCUGACUCUGCUCAGUAAGUUUGAGGACCGACUGCCGGAGGAGAUGGCCAAGUUCUACCUGGCUGAGAUGGUGCUGGCCAUCGACUCUGUUCAUCAGCUACACUACGUCCACAGGGACAUUAAGCCCGACAACCUUCUGUUGGACCUGAACGGCCACAUCCGCCUGGCCGACUUCGGCUCCUGCCUCAAACUCAUGGAGGACGGGACGGUCCAGUCCUCCGUGGCGGUGGGGACUCCGGACUACAUCUCCCCAGAAAUCCUCCAGGCCAUGGAGGAUGGGAAAGGCAAGUAUGGGCCUGAGUGCGACUGGUGGUCCCUAGGCGUCUGCAUGUAUGAAAUGCUGUACGGCGAGACCCCCUUCUAUGCAGAGUCGCUGGUGGAAACUUAUGGGAAGAUCAUGAACCACAAGGAGCGAUUCCAGUUCCCACAGCAGAUAUCAGAUGUGUCAGAGGAUGCAAAGGAUCUGGUUCGCCGGCUCAUUUGCAGUCGAGAGCACCGAUUGGGCCAGAACGGCAUUGAGGAUUUCAAGCAGCACCCUUUCUUCGCUGGCAUCGACUGGGACAACAUCCGCACAUGCGAGGCCCCGUACAUUCCAGAAGUCAGCAGUCCCACAGACACGUCCAACUUUGACGUGGACGAUGACUGUCUGAAGAACUCGGAGACCAUGCCCCCUCCCACUCACACUGCCUUCUCUGGCCACCACCUGCCCUUCGUGGGUUUCACUUACACAAGUAAAUGCACCCUAUCCGACCGGGGUUGCCUGCGGCAGCUGGGAGGGGGGUCCGGUAAAGCAGGCCAGGACCAGUUGGACACGGAGGUCCAGCGAAGCCUGGAAGACAGCCUGGCCACCGAGGCCUAUGAGAGGAGAAUCCGUCGCUUAGAGCAGGAGAAACUAGAGCUGAGCCGCAAACUGCAAGAGUCGACACAGGCGGUGCAGGCGCUGCAGCAUCCGUCAGGCGAGGCCCCCAUCAGCGCUAACAAGGAGGUGGAGAUCAGGAGUCUGAAGAGCGAGAUCGACAUCCUGAAGAAGCAAAUCGCUGACUCUGGACAGCUGGAAAAGCAGCUGGAGGACGUGUCGUCGGCCCGCAGAGACCUGGAGGACUCGUCUAAAUAUGUUAAAACCCUCGAGAAACAGAUGAAGAGCAUUUCGCAGGAGAGAGAUGAUCUGCACAAGGACCUCGUGGACGCCAACGAGAAGAUGAAGUCUCAGUCGAAAGAGCUGAAGGAAGCUCACAGUCAGAGGAAAGUGGCCAUGCAGGAAUUCUCAGAGCUCAACGAGAGACUCACAGACCUCAGGUCGGCGAAGCAGCGUCUGGUUCGCCAGUUGCGCGACAAGGAGGAGGAGAUGGAGAGCCACAGUCAGAAGGUGGAGGCCCUCCGCCUCGAGGUGCGAAAGGCCGAGAGGGCCAAGAAGGAGAUGGAGGCGCAGGCGGAGGAGCAGUCAGGGGAGGCUCAGAAAGAGAGGAAGCUGAGAGAGCGGAAUGAGCAGUACAGCCGACAGCUGGAGGAGGAGUUGGAAGGGCUUAAGUUGAAACAGGCUGGCCCCUCUGCCACUCCGGCCUCAGCCGACCAGAGCCAGGAGGUGGGACGCCUGCGCGGGGACCUGGAGAAGAAAACGGUCCUGUACGAGGAGGAACUGGCGCGGCGGGAGGCACAGCACGGCAGCGAGCUGAAGGCCCUGCGCAAGGAGCUGAGGGACGCUGAGAGUCAGCAUCUCGCUCUGCAGAAAGAAAUCCUGAUGCUCAAAGACAAGCUGGAUAAGACUCGCCGUGAGAGCCAAUGCGAACGGGAAGAGUUCGAGACCGAGUACAAGCAGAAGUACGAGAGGGAAAGAAUCCUGCUCACCGAGGAAAACAAGAAGCUGUCCAGUGAACUGGAUAAGCUGACCAGCAUGUUCGAGAAAUUGAGCAGCUCCAACCGGCAGCUGGAGGAUGAGAUGAGGGAGCUGGCUGACAAAAAGGAGAGCGUCGCCCACUGGGAGGCCCAGAUCACAGAAAUCAUCCAAUGGGUGAGCGACGAGAAGGAUGCUCGUGGAUACCUGCAGGCGCUGGCCACCAAGAUGACAGAAGAGCUGGAGGGACUGAGGAACACCAGCCUGGGAGCCAGAGCCACGGACAUGCCGUGGAAGAUGCGGCGCUUCGCCAAGCUGGACAUGUCGGCCCGUCUGGAGCUGCAGUCGGCCUUGGACGCUGAGAUCAGGGCCAAACAGGGCAUCCAGGAAGAAAUGAACAAGGUCAAGGCCAACAAUAUGUCCACAGAAUGUAAACUGCAGGAGGUGGAGAGUAAAAACCAGGAACUCCUGGCUGAGAUCGACCGGUUGAAAAAGGAGACGGAGGAGCUUCGGCUACGAAGGGGUGUCAAGCACCAGGAUUCCCAGAAUUCCUUCUUGGCUUUUCUUAACGCCCCCACCUCGGCGCUCGACCAGUUCGAUCGCUCGCCCUCCGUUGGCCCAGCUAGCAAAGGCAGACGUGUGGACUCGAUGGAUAACUUCACCCCCUCCAACACUCCAUCCCGGGAAGAUGACCCCAAGUCCCACCUCAAGUCCCGUUCACGUUCACCCUCCAUGGCGAGUGAUAUGGAGCCUAUAGAGUUGAUAGACCAUCCCCCCCGUACAGUCCAGACCCCCACCAUGCGGUCAGGAGGGUACGGCAGUAUUGGACGCUCCUCGCCCAAGCCCAAAGCACAUCAGUUCGUGGUGAAGUCGUUCAACACGCCCACUAAGUGUAACCAGUGCACUUCCCUCAUGGUGGGGCUCAUACGUCAGGGUUGUACCUGUGAAGUGUGUAACUUCUCCUGCCAUGUAACGUGUGCGGACAAGGCCCCGGCCGUGUGUCCCGUGCCCCAAGACCAGACCAAGGGCCCGCUGGGUAUCGACCCUCAGAGGGGCAUCGGGACUGCGUAUGAAGGGCACGUCAGGGUGCCCAAACCGACGGGGGUGAAGAAGGGCUGGCAGAGGGCGAUGGCUGUGGUGUGUGACUUCAAACUGUUCCUCUACGAACUGGGAGAAGGGAAAGCAACGCAACCGAGUGUAGUCGUCAGCCAAGUCAUAGAUAUGAGAGAUGAAGAGUUUUCAGUCAGUUCUGUCCUGGCUUCUGAUGUCAUCCACGCCAGCCGCAAGGACAUCCCCUGUAUAUUCAGAGUGACGGCGUCCCAACUCUCCCCCUCCAGCAGCCACAAGCCCUCCAUCUUGAUCCUGGCCGACAGCGACCAGGAGAGGAACAAGUGGGUGGGCCUUCUCAACGAGCUCCACCGCAUCCUCAAGAAGAACAAGCUCAAGGAGCGCUUUGUCUACAUCCCCAAGGAGGCGUACGACAGCACCCUGCCGCUCAUCAAGACGACACAGUCCGCUGCUAUCAUAGAUCACGAGCGUGUUGCCCUGGGCAAUGAGGAAGGCCUUUUUGUCAUCCAUGUCACCAAAGAUGAAAUCAUCCGGGUGGGAGACAACAAGAAGGUGCACCACAUCGACCUGAUCCCCCAGGAGCAGCUGCUGGCCGUCAUCUCCGGCAGGAACCGCCACGUGCGCCUCUUCCCCACGCAGGCGCUGGACGGCCGCGAGAUCGACUCGCACAAGCUGGCCGAGACGAAGGGCUGCCAGUCCAUCGUCUCCGGCCCCGUCCGCAACAGCUCCCUCACCUGCCUCUGUGUCGCCAUGAAAAGACAGAUCAUCUGCUAUGAGGUGAACAAGAGUAAAGCGCGUCACCGUCGGUUGCGAGAGCUGCAGGCCCCGGGGCAAGUCCAGUGGAUGGGUCUGCUCAGUGAGCGUCUCUACGUGGGCUAUCCGUCCGGAUUCACCCGCUACAGUGUCCACGGCGACGUGUCUCCGGUCAGCCUGCUCCAUCACGAGGACCACACCCUGGCCUUCAUCCCCCAGCAGAACCUGGACGCGCUCUGUGCCGUGGAGAUCUCCAGCAAGGAGCUGCUGCUGUGCUUCAGCAGCAUCGGCGUGUACGUGGACUCGCAGGGCCGCAGAUCGCGGCAGCAGGAGCUGAUGUGGCCGGCGACGCCCAACUCUGCCUGCUACAACGCCCCCUACCUGUCGGUGUACAGCGAGAACGCGGUCGACGUGUUCGACGUCAACACCAUGGAGUGGAUUCAGACCAUCCCUCUCAAGAAGGUGCGACCUCUGAACAUUGACGGCUCUCUGAACCUGCUGGGGCUGGAGACAGUCCGGCUCAUCUACUUCAGAAACAAGAUGGCCGAGGGUGAUGAGCUGGUCGUCCCGGAGACGUCAGACAACAGCAGGAAGCAGAUGGUGCGCAACAUGAACAACAAGAGGCGCUUCUCCUUCAGGGUGCCCGAGGAAGAGCGACUUCAGCAGAGGAGAGAGAUGCUGCGAGAUCCAGAGAUGAGGAACAAGCUGAUCUCCAACCCCACCAACUUCAAUCACGUGGCCCACAUGGGACCAGGAGAUGGGAUCCAGAUCCUUAAAGACCUGCCCAUGGAGAGCCGCGCGGGCUUCAGCGGUUCCGUCAGCAUCCCCUCCAUCACCAAGAACCGGGCGGAGCCGGGCCGCUCCAUGAGCGCCAGCAGUGGACUGGGCAUCCGCUCGUCCUCUCAGAACGGAAGCGCCCUGCGCAGAGAGCUGUCAGGAGGAAGCUACAAGCGUCAGACCAUGACGUCGCCCUCGGAGAGCUCCCUGUCCUCCGGCGGAGGAAUGGACUGCGGUGACGCUCCACUCUCACAGUUUGACAGAGAGUGGCAGGCAGUCUCACCGUCGGAGAAGACCCCCGAUCUGAAAAGGGCUUUAAGGACCCUGCUUAGUAAGAUGAAGGACUCGGAUUCCCCCCGUCACUCCACGGCCUCCAACAGCUCCACCUUCAGCAGCCCCCCCAGCCCGGCCUCCCCACACAAGACCAAGUCCCUGUCCCUGGAGAGCACAGACCGGAUGGGCUGGGACACAUGAGCUCCCCCCCUGCAGCCUGUCGCCCACCCAGUCCCACCAUCCAAUCAACUGACCGGCCGACCGACAGCACAGGACUCCGAACCCUCCUCCUCCCUCCUUCCUCUUCUUUUCUUCUUCCUCCACCGCAGCCUCGCACCUCCUCUCUGAAUACUCCCCCCUCACUGCCCAGAGAACUGCACCUCCCGCCCCCCUCCCCGGUGAACAUUUGUCCCACUUCACGACGUCAGUGUGACCCCCCACCUCCAGCGUGGGGCAGGUGUGUGUGUGUGUGUGUGUGUGUGUGUGUGUGUGUGUGUGUGUGUGUGUGUGUGUGUGUGUGUGUGUGUGUGUGUGUGUGUGUGUGUGUGUGUGUGUGUGUGUGUGUGUGUGUGUGUGUGUGUGUGUGUGUGUUCAGAGAGGGCACAUGAUAUAGGAAUGCCAAACUUUUUGCAAUCACCAGAAGUGACACCACUCGGCCCACAAGCCCCCCGCUGACGCCACGACGAAACAAACACAGGAGGCUUAUUGUUGAGAGGAGAUGAUUUGUACUUGUACAUAGGACCCUCCAGGUUGUAGGGGACAGAUAUUUUAAUUUAUUUAUCAAUCUUAAGACGAGGAGAGUGAGGUUUGCUUCUUCAUGGCCUGAAGCAGAAGGGUGGAGUUAAAAAAAACAAAAAAAAAAAACAAUCCUCCUCACGUUCCCUCAGUCGCUUUCUCUAUGGGUGCUGCAAAAAUCAAAAAUGUUAAAAAAAAAAAAAAAAAAAAAAAGCCUGAGAGAGAAAGUAAGGAUAUCAAUGAUUUUUUUUUUCCAUUUUGAUCAUGAAUACUCAGUGCAGUGACUUUAUAAUUAUAAUUUUUUCUAAUAUCGACCAUCAGAAAAAAGCUAAAUGCAGCAUUAAUAACAGCGGCUCCUCUUCCUCCUCCCCCAUUGGUCCAAAUGCCACGUGACAUCAUCCAGCAGCCCUAUGGGCCUGCCCCCCCCCCCCCCCAAACCCCUCCAUCAUAGCGUAGACGUUUCCACUUUGCUGUAAAACCAAACUGACCAACUCACAACGACUCCCAUCACAAUAAUGUACAUAGGUUCAAAGUAGAGAGUAAUAUAUGAUAAUGUAGAGAAACUACACGGGAAAGAAACUAAAAUUUGACUUGUUUCCUUUUUUGUUUUGGUUUUUGAGUGAUUUGAGGUUGUAUUCACACACAAAAAGCCAUUUUAAACGACUUUCCAGUUUUUUUUUAAGAAAACGUUUGAUUUUAGAUUUGUCUUUUUGUUUUAUCGUAUGUACGACACGCAUUGUUUUUCUCUUUUCCCCCCCGCCCACUCAGUUUGCAAUUGAGUGAAGAGAACUGACGUAUGGAUCGACGCCACUGCCCGUAUGUAGAGUGAACACGUGCAUUUAUCACAAACCUCCUAUCACACAUGUAUCCACACACACACACACUGAGGUGGUGUUUUUACGCAGCAGAGGCCUUAGUCCUCCUCCGCCCUCUGAAGUCUGUCGGAGGCGAAGCGGCUCUGAUCAUUUAAUCGACAGCUAAAACGUGUGUUCCUAAAUUCACUGUGGUACCCGGGAUGGAACCUGCAUCCGCUCGGAGGUGGGCUCCGUUUUUACCAAAAAAAGAAAAGACUUUGUGACAUGAUUUUUUUGUCUUUCACGCAGCUUAUUCUGAAGACUGGUGUAACGGUCUCUUCAUUGAAAAGCUACGUGUUUGUAAAAAGAGAAAAAGCUCUUGAUUUGAAAAGAAAGCUAGAACAGGAAUGUAAAACAGUUGAACGCUGCGAGAAAGUCAGCACUCUGGUUUCUGUCGCCGUCGUGUAGAAUUACCAGGGCUGGAUCUGUUAACAUUCCUCCUGGUGGGUUUGUCUUUGGCAGAAUUUUACACAAGGCCUUUGAAAGCAUUUUUGAACGGUUUUGGUGGCUUCCGCCCGCGGAGCGUUCACAGCCGAGAGCCUGUGACCUCAGUUCAUCUCCUUCACUCCCUCAGACUCGGGAGGAAGAAAACUGUCCCGACGCUAAAAACACAGACUACGACGUGGUUUUAAUUGUGGUGUUGAAGAAAGAAAAGCACACACUGUAUGCUGACAGUGGCCCGUUGUUGGUGACAGAUUCUUGGUUGUCCUCUGCGGGAGCAGCUGAAUGCUGCGACGGCGACAGCAUCCCGGGUCCGAAUUCCUCCGGUUUAUUCCGCUUGUCGUUUGUCAGAAAGGGGGAAAAAAAAAAAAAAAACCCUAAGUACUUCGGUGCACAUUCCUGCCGAUCCUGCCCGGUUUGGAACACAACAGAAGUUCUAAACAACCCAUUCCAAGUGUUUUAUUUAGCACUCUAUAUACGGAACAACCGACUCCUUAGAGACUUUUAAAGCUAGUGACUCUCCUUAGUUCCUGCUGGAGUUCAUGUGUAGAAUGUAUACGCUGGGGGGGAGGAAACCGUCUUAGCCUGGUGUUUUAUUAUUAUUAUUAUUGGCCAAUGUUGUACAGAAAACCGGAUCCUAGGAGAGAGAGGAGGGGGGUUGGGGUGUGAGAAACUCAGGAAAAUGUCAGAACCAAUGAAUAAUUUUUCAUUUAGAUGAGCGAGUGAGCGUGUCGGAGGUUUGACUGGAGGAGUGAGGGGAAUCUGGCUGUGAUGUACAGUAGAUGUGACCCAGGCAGAGAAAGCAGGAAGAAGGAAAUGUGUCUAGAGGACUAGAAAGGAGAAAAUGAUGAAAACGUUUUUCAGGGGUGAAGGGCGGUUUGAUGGCCGAGGUGCCACAGUGUCGACGUUCAAGAGGAAGAAAAUCUUGAAAAGAGAAAAAUAAUCAAACGCCUUUGCAUUUCAGUGAGGUCUUAUCCACAGUACCUUCUAUAUUAUUUUGCUCUUUCAUAUCAUAUUACACUUUUUUUUUGUUUUCUAGGAUUGCUUUGUAAUAAUUUGUACAGUUUUGCAUGUUAUAGAUGUAAUCAUUUUUUUUUUUCGGUUUGUUGUUUUACUUGGACUUGCUCCUUUUUUUUUGGAACGGUUUUGGCGUUUUACUGAGGAUAACCCACUACAGGUGAUGUAGAUUCUUUUUUGCACAAAGAAAAAAAAAAUAUUUAAGGUGUAAGGUCAAAAAAACAAAAAAUAAUGUAUGGAACUGGCUGCCACACUUAUGUGGAGAACUCAUUAUAUUAACCUGACUCCGAUGUAUUUCAAUAAAGCGGAGGGCUGUUACAAAUA